Molecule: messenger RNA, 1482 nt
Organism: Meira miltonrushii
Lineage: Eukaryota; Fungi; Basidiomycota; Exobasidiomycetes; Exobasidiales; Brachybasidiaceae
Exons: 2
Coding region: 1-1482 (493 amino acids)
Source: RefSeq, a predicted model, not a curated record
AUGGCUCUCAAAGUUCAUAAUCCAACUACCAACAACCAUCACUUUUACCAUUUGCCACUACACGUUCCUAUGUGUUCAAAUGGCUUGGAAGAGUACAAUUCACCAAACAAAUCGAAAAAGUCAUUGGAUUCCUUGCCGCCAGAGUUGUUAGGCAAAAUCUUUCAGCAUGUCCUUGAUGAUGGAAUCUCUGUUCCCGCUCCGAGACGGUAUGAGGAUAUGAGCAAAGCAUUCGGAUUACGUGGAAGGAAAUGGUAUAUACCCGUUCACAGUUUUGCACAAACAUGUAGAACAUUAAGGCAAAUCUGUUUACCGCUGUUAUGGAAAUCGGUCAAGUUAGAACAAGUAGGGGAUGUGAAGCAUUACGUCAGAUUUUUGGAAACAGUUUCAUCCGCAACGGAAUCGUAUGGCGUUCACGUUCGAACGUUCUCAUUCAAAUGGAUAUGGGAAGAUGAAUACAGCUAUGAUGGCUUAUUCAAAGAGGCUUUGAAGCAGCAAGUGGAAUUGGAAGACCCUUUCAAUCAUGACAAUUACGACUACCAUCCCGUUUUUGAGGAGGCUAGAGAUCUGAUCGACGCAAUCGGCAGGAUUAUUACCCGGAUGCCAAACAUCACUCAUCUGGAUUGGUGCGCAUAUAUAAUGCCACUACCCAAAUCAUUGGCACAGAUUAUCGAACAAGCAUGUCCAAAGUUGCACACCGUCGAAAUCAAGAACGAAUUCGUUCAUCGUGAAGCAUUCACCAGCGUUAUACCCGGUCUUACCAAAAAUCUCAAAACGCUACGAAUUGAAGAUGAGCCAACUGGAUCUCGAUUACCCAACAAUGAAGAUAGCGAUUAUUGGGUACAGUGGGAUGCAAACAAGCCUUUUUGCAUUUCGAUGAAAGAACCUGAUCAAGCAUUAUACGUUCAUGGAAAGAAUUGCGUUCAUUGGGUGGCUUUUCAUUGUCGAAUAGGAGCAGAACACAACUUACAACAAGUUGAAAUACCGUAUGCUGCCGCCUUUACGAUCGAAUUGUUAUACCCUCUCUGGCUUUCUCUUGAACUUACAGCGCCAAACUAUACAGACGCAAUCAAAGGCAGUAAAGGCGAAGAAGGAUUACAGGUACAAGGAUGGGCAAAAGGUUUUGGCUAUGUUCGUAGAGCGAUUCUCUCGCUCAGACGGGGAUUUGAACAAGAAGGAUGGGUGGAAGAAGUCAUGGACAGAUUACGCAAAGAUGAUCGAAUUCAGCGGUAUUGGGCACAAGGCCAAGUGAUAUGGUCAGAUGAUGAAGAAUUGACAAAGAAUAUCAAAGAUCUCAAAAUUGAUGAACCAUGGCAAGAUGAAAAUGAAGCUCAUGUGGAAGAUAAUGUGGGCAGAGUGGCAGCACAUAAAGCUUUAUCCAUCAUUGAAACUUUACGAGAAGAUGAAAAGAUACGAAUGGCCGUUGAGAAAUGGUUUCACAAAGAAAGCAGACAAUAUUUUAUUUGUAGUGACGUGGCUGUAUAA